CUCGCUCAGCCCCGCCUCUGGCUGAGUCCGUUCCCGUGUUCCUCCCCCCAGCUUCACUUCCGGCGGAAGCUGAGCGUCCGUCCCCUUCUUCCUUCCUCCACCGCCGCCAACCGCGCUUCCGGCGGUAGAUGGUGUUCUAAUGAAAAUAAAGAACUACAGCUAUAUCCAGCAAGCACUAGACUUGUGAAAUUUGUUUUCUGUUGUCUUUAAAAGACACACAGUUUCAGCACCACAUGAGGGAUCAUGAGCGAAAUGACAAGCCUCAUCGAUGUGACCAGUGUCCAAUGUCAUUUAAUGUUGAGUUCAACCUCACACUGCAUAAAUGCAUUCACAAUGGAGAAGAUCCUACUUGUCCUGUUUGCAACAAAAAAUUUUCCAGAGUGGCAAGUCUUAAAGCUCAUAUUAUGCUUCAUGAAAAGGAAGAGAAUCUUAUCUGUUCAGAGUGUGGAGAUGAAUUUACUUUGCAGAGCCAGUUGGCUCUGCAUAUGGAAGAACAUCGUCAAGAGUUGUCCGGAAGUAAAACCCACGUCUGUAAAAACUGUAAGAAAGAGGUUGAAACUUCUUCCCAGCUAAAGGAACAUAUGAAAACACAUUACAGAAUCAGGGUAUCAAAUAACAGGUCAUAUAACAGAAAUAUUGACAGAAGUGGGUUUACAUAUUCAUGUCCACACUGUGGGAAGACUUUCCAGAAACCAAGUCAGUUAACACGACAUGUUCGUAUACAUACAGGUGAAAGGCCAUUUAAAUGUAGUGAAUGUGGGAAAGCAUUUAAUCAGAAGGGAGCUUUGCAAACCCAUAUGAUUAAACACACUGGCGAAAAACCCCAUGCCUGUGCCUUUUGUCCUGCAGCCUUUUCUCAGAAAGGCAAUCUUCAGUCACAUGUUCAGAGAGUACAUUCAGAAGUGAAGAAUGGUCCUACAUAUAACUGUACAGAGUGCAGUUGUAUCUUCAAAAGCUUAGGCAGCUUAAACACUCAUAUCAGCAAGAUGCAUAUGAGUAGUACACAAAACAUAACAAGUUCUACAACGGAAACAUCGCAUAUUACAACGGAUAGUGUGGCUCAGCCUCUGACAUUAUCAACAGUUAAUUUGUUGCAGCCUGUUGAUAAUAAAUGGAAAAAUACAGAAAAUCCAGUAACGUCAGUUGCAGGACAUCAAGGUCAACAGUCUGUCACUGAUGUUAUUCAACAGCUCCUUGAAUUGUCAGAGCCAGUGGAAAAUAAUCAAUCCCAGCAACCUAGUCAACAACUCAGUAUGGCUGUAGGAAUCAACAGAGACAUUUUGCAGCAAGCCUUGGAAAAUAGUGGGCUCUCUUCAAUCCCCGUUUCAGUGAAUGCUGACAACAGUGAAAGUAAGACUUCUCAAACGCAGGAUGAAAAUACAGAUGUUCAGAAUCUGACCAGUCAUCAAGUCGAUUCUGGUAAUAUGGAACAAAUCAAAGAGCAAGAAAAACCAGAUAAAGUGGAUAAAAAAGAGAAAAGGGUUCUGAAGAAAAAGUCUCAAUUUUUACCUGGUUCCAUACGUGAAGAGAAUGGAAUACGGUGGCAUAUUUGCCCAUAUUGUGCUAAAGAAUUUAAAAAACCCAGUGAUUUAGUCCGACACAUUCGUAUUCACACACAUGAAAAGCCAUUUAAAUGUCCACAGUGUUUCCGGGCCUUUGCUGUAAAGAGUACUCUCACAGCACACAUAAAGACACACACCGGAAUUAAGGCUUUUAAGUGUCAAUACUGUAUGAAGUGCUUUUCUACCUCAGGAAGUUUAAAAGUGCAUAUUCGUUUGCAUACAGGGAUUAGGCCUUUCGCUUGCCCCCACUGUGAUAAAAAGUUUCGAACUUCAGGUCACAGAAAGACGCACAUCACGUCUCACUUUAAACACACUGAACUAAGAAAAAUGAGACAUCAACGUAAACCUGCAAAAAUUCGAAUAGGGAAGACCAGUGUGCCAGUACCUGAUAUUCCUUUGCAAGAACCUAUCCUCAUCACAGAUUUAGGUCUUAUCCAGCCAAUCCCAAGGAAUAGCCAAUUCUUCCAAAAUUAUUUCAAUAACAAUUUUGUGAAUGAGGCAGACAGGCCAUACAAAUGUUAUUACUGUCAUAGAGCUUACAAAAAAUCAUGCCAUCUUAAACAACAUAUCCGAUCACAUACUGGUGAGAAACCAUUCAAAUGUUCCCAGUGUGGAAGAGGUUUUGUGUCUGCCGGAGUGCUGAAAGCACAUAUUCGAACCCACACUGGAUUAAAAGCUUUCAAGUGUCUCAUAUGCAACGGCGCUUUUACAACUGGUGGGAGUCUGCGGAGGCAUAUGGGUAUCCAUAAUGACCUUCGGCCAUAUAUGUGCCCAUAUUGUCAAAAAACAUUCAAAACCUCAUUAAACUGCAAAAAACACAUGAAAACACAUAGAUAUGAGCUUGCACAACAGCUGCAGCAGCAUCAGCAGGCUGCUUCAAUCGAUGAUACAACAGUAGAUCAACAGAGCAUUCAUGUUUCCACUCAGAUGCAAGUGGAGAUUGAAAGUGAAGACCUACAGCAAACUGAAGGUGUCACAACAGACCAAGAAGCUAUUUUAGACUUAGACCAACAACAGGUUGUAGACACAGAAGAACCAGAAUUGAGGCCACAGUUGACUGACCAACCAUUAAAUCAAGAUGAAGACAGAUUUGUGACAUCCCAGCAUACACUUCAAGAGAAUAUAAAUCAGUUUGCACAGCAAACCGUAGCACAGCAAUCAUUUGAUCAGCAAGCUUUAUCGCAAGGUUUUACAGUUAAUGAUGGCUACAGUCAGACAAAUCAGUUUCCAGCAGUACAGCAACUUCAGGAUUCAAGCACCCUUGAAUCCCAAGCUCUUUCAACAAGUUACCAUCAACCAAAUCUUCUUCAUGUUCCUGCACCAGAUGCUAUUAGUGUAACUACCCGCCUAAUUCAAGAUCAGUCACAUGAACUUGAGUUGCAUACUGAACGCUCCCAGUUUCUGGAAGAUAAUGAAGAUCAGAGCAAGCGUUCUUACAGAUGUGAGUAUUGUAAUAAGGGUUUCAAGAAGUCCAGCCACUUGAAGCAGCAUGUACGUUCGCACACUGGGGAGAAGCCUUAUAAAUGUCAGCUGUGUGGCCGAGGAUUCGUGUCUUCUGGAGUUCUUAAAUCUCAUGAGAAGACACAUACAGGAGUUAAAGCAUUUAGUUGCAGUAUUUGCAACACAUCCUUCACUACAAAUGGAAGUCUUACUAGACAUAUGGCAACACAUAUGAGCAUGAAACCAUAUAAAUGUCCAUUUUGUGAUGAAAGUUUUAGAACGACAGUUCACUGUAAGAAGCACAUGAAAAAACAUCAAACUGUGUCUUCAACAGCAACAUCAGCUGGAGAAUCAGCAACAGGAGAAGAAGAAGAAGAGACCUCUGAAAGGUCUACCUCUAGAAAAUCUAGGCCUGGUGUCAUCACUUUCACAGAAGAGGAAACAGCUGAACUUGCAAAAAUCAGACCCCAAGAAAGUGCAACUGUCUCUGAAAAGGUUCUUGUCCAGUCUGCUGCAGAAAAAGACAGAAUUAGUGAAAUCAAAGACAAGCAAGCAGAAAUGGAAGCUGAGCCAAAAUAUGCCAACUGCUGUACUUACUGCCCCAAAAGCUUUAAAAAACCUAGUGACUUAGUAAGGCAUGUGCGUAUCCAUACAGGAGAAAAGCCUUACAAAUGUGAUGAAUGUGGGAAGAGUUUUACUGUAAAGUCUACUUUGGAUUGUCAUGUAAAAACGCACACAGGUCAGAAACUCUUUAGUUGCCAUGUAUGCAGCAAUUCAUUUUCUACAAAAGGUAGUCUGAAAGUGCAUAUGCGCCUGCAUACUGGAGCAAAGCCUUUUAAAUGUCCUCACUGUGACUUAAGGUUUCGAACAUCUGGACGCAGGAAGACACACAUACAAUGUCACUUUAAACCAGAGUCAAAGAAGGUCAGGAAGCCUGCGUCUCGUACACCAACUGAGGGCCUACAACCAGUAAAUCUUCUCAAUUCAUCCUCAACAGAUCCAAAUGUUUUCAUCAUGAAUAACUCUGUUCUAACAGGCCAGUUUGAUCAGAAUUUGCUCCAGCAAGGUCUUGUUGGCCAGGCUAUACUUCCUGCUUCUAUGUCAGCUGGAGGUGAUUUAACUGUAUCCUUGACAGAUGGUAGUUUGGCAACUCUUGAAGGAAUACAGUUACAGCUUGCUGCCAACUUGGUUGGACCAAAUGUUCAAAUUUCUGGAAUAGAUCCUACAACCAUUAACAACAUUACAUUACAGAUUGAUCCUAGUCUUUUACAGCAAACACUGCAACAGGGUAAUGUACUUACCCAGCAGCUAACCGGGGAUCCUAGUUUGGCUUCUCAGAACACUUCCCUCCAGACAGUAGAUAGUUCAGUGCCUGCAAAUGUGGUAAUACAGCCCUUGUCCAGCUUAUCCUUACAGCCUACUGUUACCUCUUCAGCUAAUAUGACAAUAGGGGCUAUGUCUGAGCAGGAAUCUGUAUUGACUACUAGUGCUACUGGGCCACAGGAUCUCUCUCAGGUCAUGACUUCACAGGGUAUGGUAUCAACUUCAAAUGGUCAGCAUGAGAUUACACUGACAAUAAAUAAUUCAAGUCUUAGUCAUGUUUUAGCUCAUGCCUCUACUUCAACAACUACAAAUUCAUCAGGAACACCUCAAGAAAUUACCCUUACUAUAUCUGGCCAAGACCUUAUUCAGCAUAAUUCCUCUGGAGGCAAUGAACUGAAUGGGAAUUUGCAGUUGGCAACACCAACUAUCAGCAAUCAAUCAACAGGUGCUACAUUAACUAUAAAUAAUGAUCAGCUCCUCUCUCAAAGCCCAACACUGAGCAGUGCUUCAGAACUUAAUACAUCAAGUGGGAACCUUCCUUCAACACCACCCCUGUCACAGCCUGCUCAGAAUUUAGUAAUGUCAUCAUCAGGAGUAGGAGGAGAUGGUAGUGUCACAUUGACUUUGGCUGAUACUCAGAGUAUGUUAUCUGCUGGUCUUGAUGCAGUAACACUUAACAUCACAUCACAGGGCCAGCAAUUCCCUGCUUUACUCACAGACUCAAGUCUCUCUGGACAGAACAGUUCCAGCUCACAGCAAGUUAUACUAGUGAGUCAUACUCCACAUUCAAUAAGUGCAAACCAGGAUGAUUUAACAUAUCAGGUGAGUGAAGUUUCUCCAAAUCUUUCUAAAGGCAUCCAAGCUGAAAAGGAGACCCGUGUGCAUCAGUGUUUUGAAUGUAGUCAGACAUUUUCUUCAGCUGCAAUGCUAAUGCAACACAGCAAAGAAGUUCAUGGAAAGGAAAGAAUCCAUGUUUGUCAUAUUUGUAAUAAAGCAUUCAAGAGAGCAACACAUCUUAAGGAGCAUAUGCAGACACAUAAGGCUGGACCAUCAGUAAGUUCCCAAAAGCCAAGAGUAUUUAAAUGUGAUACUUGUGAAAAAGCUUUUGCUAAGCCAAGUCAAUUGGAAAGACACAGCCGCAUUCAUACAGGUGAACGACCAUUCCAAUGUACACUGUGUGAAAAAGCCUUUAACCAGAAGAGUGCACUACAAGUUCAUAUGAAAAAACACACAGGAGAAAGACCAUACAAGUGUGAUUAUUGUGCAAUGGGAUUCACCCAAAAAAGCAACAUGAAGCUUCAUAUGAAGCGAACCCACGGCUAUUCCAGCACCAUACAAGAAUCCACCAGCCAUGAAGGUCAGGAAGGUGAGGACAUCAAUCGUGCACUGAACUUGGAAGAGGUUGUUCAAGAAUCUUCAAAUGAAUGGCAGAGUAUAACCAAUAUUUUUUGAUGACUGCUAAUAUGAAAGCUUGAUAUGCUUUCAGGACUAGAUUUUUUUCUACAAAUAGUCAUCUGUGCAUUUUUACUAUUAAAAUGUAACAUUGAAAAUAAUAAGACAGUAUAGCUUUUUAAAUAUCACAGAAACACCUUAAGAAUGAAUUAUCUUUUGUAAGCCUGUACAAUAUUGGAGAAACACUAGAUAAACCUUGCUAUAUUGUCUGUGAUCAGUGAUCUCAGGUACAUUGAAAUUGUUCAUGUUUUGAAUCCACCAUAAGUGUAUUCACUUAAAAACAAACAAACCAACAGACACUCCCAUACACUUGAAGAGUGGUUAGAAGGUGGGCCACAUGGAGGUUCUGCCAAUCAUGUCUUAAUUGUUUGAAUUAUUAGCUCAACAUUCAGUAGAUGAAUUGUAGAAUUGAGGUUGCAAUGCACAUAGCAGGCAAUAUCCAACAUGAUUGCUGGAAGCUGCUUCUACCAGUGAAAGCAGAAAGAGGACAAUCGUCCCUCAUGCCCUAUAAACUUGCUCUGGCAUUGGUUUUGGCAUCGGAGAGGCACUAUGUGUCUAGAAUACUGCUGCCAUUGCAGGCAUCGUUCUGGAUUUAGUCCCUAUUUUGGUAUUUUAGGCGCAGUACAGAGCACCAGGAAGAGGCGGCCAGGAGCCACGUCUCUUUGCUAUGUCCUGCGCUGCAGCAACCAAAUUGUGCGGCACGGCUAUGCAAAAAAAGACCACUAAAAAGUGGCUUCUUUUUGUGCUGCUGCAAACAGCUGGUGGCGCACAUGAGCACAUCGCUGCUGCGCAGCUCCAUCUGGAGUCCACACAGCAGUGGCAUCAUCGCUGUGUGCACCGUCUAUUCAGCACCACGCAGCGAGGACACCCUCAUCAUGUGCGAGGGGCGAGUGGAGUGUGGGCAGGACACCCUUCGCAUGUGACAAGGGUGUCCUUCGGGGCCCGUCUGUACCGGGCCUCAGAUCAUGAAUGGGUGUUGCUGACAUGUCAAACUGAUGGGAAAUAUUCAUUAUACUGAGUGACUUUUACAUAUUAUAAUUGAUCAACAAUACAUGCACAGUUUCAAAUUCAGCAAUAAUUCUAAGAAGCUCAUUUAACUGAACAGCAGAUACAUAUACAGUUGUCUCUUGCUGUCUGCGAGGGAUCCAUUCCAAACCCCCCUGCGGAUAGCAAAAAACACAGGACCUUAAAUCCAGUUCUUUGCAAUGAGUGCAUUGAAAAAGCCAUGGCGUGCUGUCCAAGGAAGCUCAAACUGUGGAUGGCAAGCCCACAGUUGGUGCAGGUGCACUGUAUCUGUAUAGGUCUUACAUCUAAGAAACUUUAGCCAGAUAUCUGAUAACCAUAAGCCAUAUUAAAAAAAAAUUGUUAGGAUUUUUAAAACUGUCAGACCACCUGAGCUGCACCACAAGUUGCAUAACAUAAGUUGGUCCUUAAAAACAAAAAAACAAAUGAACAAUUUCUUGCAGAAGGUCCCAAAUUUAUAAAACCCCAUGUUUGAUUGCCAUUCAUCCUGAGAGCUUUUAAUUUAAAAAAAAAACUACCUAGGCUUUUUAGUAUUAUUCUGAAAGGUCCUAAAGUGCAUAUUCAUAUCAGAAAAGAAACCCACACUGGAAUAAAGCAUAUGUUCUGUUUUAGACAUUCCAAAGACAGAAGAAACUUGCUUAAUUUUAUUUUGAUUUUAAAAAUAUCUUUAUAUGUUAUAUAUAUGUGUGUAUGUAUAUAUACAGAUAUUUAAGCCUCUGUGUGGCUGAUGAGUAUAUUUUGUAAAUAACAACCUGAGUUACAAGAAGUGUUCAUAAAGUUUGCAACUUUGGAUGAACACUUCAAAUCAGUAUUGAUUCAUUUUAUUGUAUGUAGACAUGUUAUGACUUUAUGAAAAUAAUUGUUUUUUAUUUCCCUCUGGUUCCAGAAAUAAGCUAUCUGUACAUAUAAUUUAUAUUUUGUGUAUUAUAAAGCUAGUAAUUUCUAUUUCCUGAAGGAGAAAAAAAUCACUGCUUUUGAUAGGACAUCUCAUAAUUGUUUUGUUAACUAUGGACAUAUGUAUAUAAGUAAUAUAGCUGUUGACUUGAAAAUAAUACUUUUGUUAUGUGGAAAUAUUUAAGUCAGACAUAUGUUAAAUAAUAUUAAUUUUUUCCAAA
Molecule: messenger RNA, 7915 nt
Organism: Sceloporus undulatus (fence lizard)
Lineage: Eukaryota; Metazoa; Chordata; Lepidosauria; Squamata; Phrynosomatidae
Gene: ZNF236
Product: zinc finger protein 236
Exons: 33
Coding region: 234-5777 (1847 amino acids)
Biological process (GO): regulation of transcription by RNA polymerase II
Cellular component (GO): nucleus
Molecular function (GO): DNA-binding transcription factor activity, RNA polymerase II-specific; RNA polymerase II cis-regulatory region sequence-specific DNA binding
Source: RefSeq, a predicted model, not a curated record